Arachis duranensis is the source of this 1716-nucleotide messenger RNA. RefSeq names its product acetyl-CoA acetyltransferase, cytosolic 1. The transcript is spliced from 13 exons. Gene Ontology annotation, molecular function: acetyl-CoA C-acetyltransferase activity. Gene Ontology annotation, biological process: fatty acid beta-oxidation. Lineage: Eukaryota; Viridiplantae; Streptophyta; Magnoliopsida; Fabales; Fabaceae. The coding region runs from base 16 to 1383 and encodes 455 amino acids. The record is from RefSeq and is a predicted model, not a curated record.
GAAAUAGAGGUAGGAAUGUGCGUGCACCUCGUGCGGUGGCUGAUACAGCUGAGGGAAGUGCCAUGUAUAUAUAAAGAGAGAGAAAGAGAGAAGAAUCCGGGACAUGCUGUGUGCUGUGAACACUCGUCUGGUUCUUUCUUCCCCGUAACUGACCAAGUUCAAUCAAAAAUGGCUCCCGCAUCUGCAGAGUCUAUAAAGGCCAGAGAUGUUUGCAUUGUUGGUGUUGCUCGCACACCAAUGGGCGCCUUUGUUGGUAACCUCUCUUCUUUCUCUGCCACCAAGCUUGGCUCGAUUGCUAUUCAAGGUGCUCUGAAAAGGGCCAAUGUUGAUCCAUCACUUGUGGAAGAAGUCUUCUUUGGGAAUGUUAUUAGUGCUAAUGUGGGGCAAGCUCCUGCAAGACAAGCAGCCUUAGGAGCAGGAAUACCCAAUUCAGUUGUCUGCACCGCUGUCAACAAAGUUUGUGCCUCCGGAAUGAAAGCUGUAAUGCUUGCUGCACAGAGUAUUCAAUUAGGCUUAAACGAUGUUGUUGUAGCUGGUGGUAUGGAAAGCAUGUCUAAUGCACCUAAGUAUUUGACAGAAGCAAGGAAAGGGUCCCGCCUUGGACAUGAUACAGUUGUUGACGGAAUGAUAAAGGAUGGUUUAUGGGAUGUCUAUAAGGAUGUUCACAUGGGAUCCUGUGCCGAACUCUGUGCAGAGAACCAUUCAAUAACAAGAGAGGAAAUGGAUAACCAUGCAGUUCAGAGUUUUGAAAGGGCAAUUGCUUCCCAACAAAGUGGUGCCUUUACAUGGGAAAUUGUUCCAGUUGAAGUCCCUGGUGGAAGGGGGAAACCAUCAACCCUUGUCGAUAAGGAUGAAGGACCAGGAAAGUUUGAUGCUGACAAGUUACGCAAACUCAGACCAAGUUUCAAGGAGAGUGGAGGUUCUGUUACCCCUGGAAAUGCCUCCAGCAUAAGUGAUGGUGCUGCUGCAUUAGUUUUGGUUAGUGGAGAGAAGGCACUGAAGCUUGGACUUCAAGUUAUUGCAAAGGUAGCCGGAUAUGCUGAUGCUGCUCAGGCACCAGAGUUGUUUACAACAGCUCCUGCCCUUGCAAUUCCCAAAGCUAUUUCAAGAGCGGGGUUGGAGGCAUCACAAAUUGAUUUUUAUGAAAUCAAUGAAGCCUUCUCGGUUGUGGCUCUUGCAAAUCAGAAGCUUCUUGGGAUUCCUUCGGAUAAGAUAAAUGUUCACGGUGGAGCUGUGGCUUUGGGUCAUCCUCUAGGUUGCAGUGGUGCCCGUAUUCUGGUGACACUUUUGGGGGUACUGAAGCAGAAAAAUGGGAAAUACGGAGUUGGUGGCAUUUGCAAUGGAGGUGGUGGUGGAUCCGCCCUUGUUGUGGAGCUUCUAUAAACCAUUUUGCAGGUUCAGUAUAUGUCCUUUUAGAGCCAGCAUUUGAGCACAGUUCUACAAACUAUUACUUCCUCUUUAGCAAGGGUACACGCAAGUUUCAAACUGACCACCAGAACACAAAGCAUAGAGUGGAGCAAAAUUUAGCUAAAAAAAUGUUUGUUUAGUGUGAAAUUUAAGUUAUGUUUGUGGCAAAGUAGAAUAGGGAGCAACGUUAUCUACAUUUUUUGUUUUCCUGCAAUAAGUUUCUGGUGUAUCUUGCUUUAGGGUGAUCAUUCUUCAUACCUAAGAUUCAAUGGAUGCUUCUACUUCUCAUGAAUGUGUUUGGAACUGAAA